AGGAAGAAUUAGUGAGGAGGGCAGGGCUGCAAACUUGCGAUCUGCCUUGUCUGCCUCUCCGACGUAAACAAAAGAAGACCUGCCGCUGCUGCUCUGCCGGACAACUGGACCUGAUAUGAGGACAACAAGACCAGCAGGAUGGCAACACUAGCCAGUGAUGCCACACAGGCCCUGACGCUAGGCGUGUGUGAAGGUUCGCUGGCGUGGAACUGCACCAGGUGAUCACGGGUUCACUGAAGUGACGCUUCAGAUGCACAGCUCGGGGAUGAACGUCAGUCCAGCCAUGGCUCCUCAGUCACCGGGAGACAGCCCACCGAUGGCUACUUUGUCCUUGAAGACCACGUAUCAGUCCUUGGGUUCAGUGUCUUCAGAACCUUUUGCUUCACUGCAACCUAACGCCGCGUCUUCUCAAACCAAAGCGUCCUCACACUCCCUGCACUCGCCCACCCAGUCAAUCAUGAGCUCCCCAAAGCUCUGGCAGAAGGCGUCCAUCUCCAGGCUGGCCGAGGAGUUCUUCUGGAUCGGCGGCAGCGUGGUCGCGCAGCCAAAGUGGAGGCUGGGUCAGAUAGUGGAGAGAUGCAUGUGCACGAUGCAGACAGGCACUCAGAUGAGCAAGCUGAAGGGGAAGAAGAAAGGCCUGCUUCGUUUUUACUACCUGGACGAGCACAAGUCCUGCGUACGCUGGAGGCCCUCCAGGAAGCAGGACAAAGCCAAAAUCACCAUCGACUCCAUCCACGAGGUCUGUGAGGGGAAGAAGUCCGAGAUGUUCCGGAGAUACGCCGACAACCGCUUCGACCCCAACUGCUGCUUCAGCAUCUACUACGGGGAGCGAGUGAAGUCUCUAGACCUGGUCACCACCAACGCGGAGGAAGCAAGAACGUGGAUCACCGGACUCAAGUACCUGAUGGCUGGCAUCAGCGAUGAAGACAGUCUCGCCCGGAGACAGCGCACACGAGAUCAAUGGUUGCAGCAGACGUUCUCGGAGGCGGACAAAAACGGAGACGGCACUCUCAGCAUCGGGGAGGUGCACCAGCUGCUUCACAAACUCAAUGUGAAUUUACCCAAGCAGAAGGUCCGGGAGAUGUUCCAAGAAGCAGACACAGAUGAGAACCAGGGUUCGCUGGGAUUCGAAGAGUUCUGCUCCUUCUAUAAGAUGAUAUCCACGCGGAGAGACCUCUACCUGAUCAUGAUCUCCUACAGUAAUCAGAAAGAAGUCAUGGACCUCAGUGACCUGGCUCGCUUUCUGGAGAAUGAACAGAAGAUGCGAGGUGUCGCCAGAGAGCAUCUGAUGGAUAUUGUGGCCAAGUUCGAACCGUGUCCUGAGAACCUGCAGAGGAUGGUGCUGGGUAUUGACGGGUUCACAAACUACAUGAGGAGCCCCGGGGGCGACAUCUUCAACCCCGACCACCACCAGGUCAACCAGGACAUGACGCAGCCUUUAGGUAACUACUUCAUUGCCACGUCGCACAACACCUACCUGAGCGGGGACCAGCUGCUGUCACAGUCCAGGGUGGAGAUGUACGCCUACGUUCUCCAGGCUGGCUGUCGCUGCGUGGAGGUGGACUGCUGGGACGGUCCAGAUGGGGAGCCCAUCAUCCACCACGGCUACACUUUGACGUCAAAGAUUCUCUUCAAGGACGUCAUUGAAACGAUCAACAAAUAUGCCUUCUCAAAAUCACAGUUCCCAGUGAUUUUGUCCAUAGAGAACCACUGCACCGUGCCUCAGCAGAAGAAGAUGGCUAGGUACCUUCAAGAAGUUCUGCAGGACAAGCUGGACUUAUCGACCAUCAACGUGCACGAGUGCAAGCGGCUGCCGUCACCAGAGGUCCUGAAGGGAAAGAUUUUAGUCAAGGGUAAGAAGUUGCCAGCAAACCUGGAUCCAGAAGCAGAGGAAGGAGACGUGUCCGAUGAAGACACAGGGGAUGAGGAAGAAGAGGAAGACGAUGAGGAAGACGAUGAAGAGAGCGCACAGAGCGGCAACAGUGGGAUGCUGGUUCAUCAUCCGAAGAAGAAGAGACGAUUCGGCAGAUCAAUUAUCAGAAGCUUCAAACGAAAGAGGAAAAAGCGAGUGAGAGUGAAAAACAAGAGCCUGUCUGACGGGGAAUCUGACCACAGCAGCAGCAAAGAAAGGACACAAAUUGUCUACCACCCAAAAAAGAGGAAAACAAUGCGACUCUCCCGGGCUUUGUCGGACCUGGUCAAAUACACCAAAUCUGUCCGGGUCCACGACAUUGAAACGCAAGCGUUCAAUAACAGUUGGCAAGUAUCAUCCCUCAACGAAACUGUGAUGAACCAGAUCCUGCUGCUGAAACCGGGCCAGUUGGUCCGCUUUAACCAGCGCCAGCUUCUCAGAGUCUACCCGUCCAACUACAGAGUGGACUCCAGCAACUUCAACCCUCAGCCGUACUGGAACGCUGGCUGUCAUAUGGUUGCGAUGAAUUAUCAAACAGAGGGUCGGAUGCUUGAACUCAACCGAGCAAAGUUCGCCAGCAACGGAAACUGUGGAUAUAUCCUGAAGCCAAAAAUCAUGCGCAAAGGUGCCUUUAACCCCAACGUGGAGGAUCCUCUGCCAGGACAGCGAAAGACCCAGUUGGUCUUAAAAAUCAUCAGUGGACAGCAGCUUCCCAAACCCAAGGAUUCCAUGUUUGGGGACAGAGGAGAGAUUAUUGAUCCAUUCGUGGAGGUUGAGAUAAUCGGCCUCCCUGUCGACUGCUCGAAGGAGCAGACCAGGGUGGUGGACGACAACGGUUUCAAUCCCAUGUGGGAAGAGACGCUUGUGUUCAACAUUCAAAUGCCUCAGGUGGCGCUGGUGCGCUUCCAGGUUUGGGAUCACGACCCGAUCGGGAGAGACUUCAUUGGACAAAGGACUGUAGCCUUUAGGAGCCUGAUGCCAGGGUACCGACAUGUCUACCUGGAGGGCUUGACUGAGUCGUCUAUUUUCGUCCAUGUUGCCAUCCAUCACAUGACAGGAAAGUUGAAGCCGACAAAUGCUGUGCAAGUCGCCCGGAAGCACAUUCAAAAGGCAGCCCAGAAGCACAUGAAGGGUCAGCCUCGGCAGCCGUCGCUGGACUUCUCUGUGCAGUCCUCGGAAGAUGGACGCAGCGUCUACUUUCGCAAGGACAUGGACAACUUGUCCCUGGACAGCAAAAAUGGAGAGCUGUCUUUGGUGGUGGCAGCCAUGCACAAAGGAGCCAUGAGUGAACCAGUGAGACGCGCGUUCAGAGUUAAAAUUCACGAACCGACUGAGUCGAGGAGAGGCUUGGACGAGCAGCUGUCCACAGACUCCACUAGGGCUCGCCUUCAGAAGCAGUUUAGCUUCGAUGAAGACACCUCGUGUCCCAACAGUCCCGUCCUGAAGAGCCAGAACACAAUAGAGGAAGAACUGGACCACAUGAUCCCAGAGUGUGCUGAAGAUUCCCCAGCACAGCUGCAGCCCGAACCCUCGCAAGAAUUAGUUGCAGAGAAAGAGCCUGAGGACGUCACAACACCACCAGAACUGCAGACAGAAACACACACUGGACCAGAGCAAGAACCUCUCAAACCCCAUGAAAGCGUCUCGUUUACCCCGCCAUCCUCACCCGCAAGAGUCAGAAGAACUCUGGAGACUCCCGCCACCCGCCAGCGCCCCACUCUUCUAGGACAAGCACGCUCACAAAGCUGCCCUCGGAAACAGAUCUCGUCCCCUGUGACCCCGAUGCUGAACCACAGGGCCGCUCCUAAGUGGCAGAGCCAGCGGGCACAGAGCUGCGGCAACAGUGUGCGACCCAUCCCCAACGGCCUGUGCCUCUCUGACAGCAUGUCCAGCAGCGGUGGCAGCACUGACAGUCUGGAGUUUGAGCCCUCUGGAGAGGCCGAGCAACGAGAGGGAACCUUACAGCGGGAGAUGAAGGCUCUCUUCGACCACAAGAUGAGAGAGAUCCGCUGUAAAUCACCACUGUUCAUAGAUGAUGAAUCGGAUUAGAUAGUCGACACCAAGACGAUCCUCAUGAAGUGGAUCAGGACCUGAGAGGCUUGGAGACAGGAAUGAAUGCACCGGCUGGACGGACAGAUGAGGAGUCACUAAAAAGGGAUGCAACCCCUCCUACCAUGACCUAAUAUAUUGUUGUUGGGAAAGUGGACUUUUGCCUCCUAUACUGACGCCGAAGGCAGCCUCCAGCGUUGCAUGUUGACGCAUUAGGUUUUCAAUUGAAGCACAUUCCACCGCUAAUCCUGAGGCUGUGGCCUGCGCAACGCGUAAAAGAAAGAUGGAGGUUUGAGUUUGGUAAGGCAUGAGAUGGUGCGCUUUUCAUUCUUCACAAAAUGACGUGCCAGUUGCUAUUUAACAUCCUUCAAACAGCUGUAUGUUUCAGUUCCAGAGCCUCUUCAGGUCUUAUAAAUAGCAACUGGCUUCUAUUGUAAGUCAGUGAACAGGGCCUCUGAACAUUUCCCCUACAUGGCAGCAAUACAUUUUUUGCCAUUGAAAUGCCUAUGCGUCCACAUGCAAUGGUGAAGGCUGCCUUUGGCGUCAGUAUGGGACUCAAAAGUCCACUUUCCAAACGUCACUAUAAGACUCAUGGGAGUGAGGAUGUGCGGCAAAAAAAAGAUGCAACAUUGAGUCGCUGAGAUGAAAUCCACGGAGAAGUUCUGUACUUAAGACUUUUAAUGUUUGCUGUCAUGUUUACAGUCAACUGCAUCCAGCUGGAGUUCAUACGUUUACAAAUGUGAAUAUUCGGAUCAUUGCCAACUGUACAAAACAGCAGUAGAAUCAGGGCAAACUUUCAAGGUUGUGAGUCAUUUCCUGUUUAGCUCAUUCAAUGUUAUUUUGUAAACCGUUUGCUAUAACAACUGUGGUGUCAAAAUAUGUUGUUCUGAAAUGUGCUUUUAAAAUGCAUUUUAAAGUUAUUUUUCUAUGCUAAAUUAAUACCUAACAAUAAAUUGAGAAAAAAUAUGACUAGGUUAUUGCUUGUUUUGUUAAAGAUUUACAAAUGUUAGUGAUUUUAGGCCUUUUCUUUGUCUGCAACCUCUUGAGGGGCCCCUUCAGUGUUGGCUCUGAAGCGCAGGCUGAGUUCUUCAGUCAGCACUUUACAGUGUGAUUUCUGUGUGAGACAUUAAAUGU
Messenger RNA from Synchiropus splendidus (mandarinfish), 5095 nucleotides. RefSeq names its product phospholipase C, eta 2b (gene plch2b). Bases 251 to 3961 code for a protein of 1236 amino acids. Gene Ontology annotation, biological process: phosphatidylinositol-mediated signaling; lipid metabolic process. Gene Ontology annotation, molecular function: calcium ion binding; phosphatidylinositol-4,5-bisphosphate phospholipase C activity. The record is from RefSeq and is a predicted model, not a curated record. NCBI's taxonomy places the organism in Eukaryota, Metazoa, Chordata, Actinopteri, Syngnathiformes, Callionymidae. The transcript has 21 exons.